AUUAGUCGAAGUAACACAUACUGCACGUGUCUGCGCAAGUUUUUGAUUUUCACAAACUAUAGAACAAAGGAACAUUUCCUCGUUUUAGAAACCAAUUAUUGCAUUUAAAAAUUAUAAAAUAUAAGGAAACACAAUGGCACAAGCUAUUAAGAAGAUUUUGCCCAUGUUGGACCGCAUUCUGAUUCAGCGUGCCGAGGCUAUCACCACCACAAAGGGCGGUAUCCUUCUACCUGAGAAAUCGGGUGUCAAAAUUUUGCAGGGUACUGUCGUAGCUGUAGGACCUGGUGCAAGAAACUCGCAAACUGGUAACUACAUCCCGGUGGGCGUGAAAGAAGGCGACCGUGUGCUGUUGCCCGAAUUCGGUGGCACUAAGGUUGAAUUGGAAGACAAGAAAGAGUACAUUCUUUUACGUGAAUCAGACAUCCUUGCGAAAUUGGAAUAGUUUUUUAAAAAUGUAGUUUUCCUAUUAUUGCAUCGUCAUCUUUCAUAUGUGAAUAAGGUUUAGUGGUCUGAAGAUAAGAUGGUCAAGUAAUUUGUUUCUUAGUUUAUAAAUUCCAUUUAAUACAAUAAUGCGUUUAGAAUUGUUGGCAUAUUGUUAGUGCGUUUACAUAAACGUGUUGGUUUAAAAAGAAAAUAAAACGGUUUUACGCUUUGUUUCUGGAAA
Molecule: messenger RNA, 664 nt
Organism: Anastrepha obliqua
Lineage: Eukaryota; Metazoa; Arthropoda; Insecta; Diptera; Tephritidae
Product: 10 kDa heat shock protein, mitochondrial
Exons: 3
Coding region: 134-442 (102 amino acids)
Cellular component (GO): mitochondrial matrix
Molecular function (GO): ATP binding; protein-folding chaperone binding; metal ion binding
Source: RefSeq, a predicted model, not a curated record